AUGAAGAAAACUCAAGGACGGAGAAAAAUUGCAAUCAAGCCAAUAGACAAUCAAAAUAGUAGGCAUGUUACUUUCUCCAAACGGCGUUUAGGCCUUUUCAAAAAAGCUACCGAACUUUGCAUCUUAAGCGGUGCAGAAAUCGCUAUUCUCGUUCAAUCUUUAAAACGACAACGUCUUUUUGCUUUCGGUCAUCCCAACGCUGACGCCGUUAUCGACCGUUAUCUCACGGGAAAAUCCUCCUCCUCCUCAUCCAUCGUCGAUAAACUCAACGUGCAGCAGAACAAUCAAUACUAUUCUCAGAGUUGUAGAGAAUUGGAGGCUGAGAAGAAAAAAAAGGAGAUUAUUGAAAAUUCAAAGAUUGUGAAUAAUAAUAAUAAUAAUGAGGGAUUUUGGUGGAAUGAAUCAUUUGAUUAUAUGAGAAUUGAGGAACUUGAAGAAAUUAUGGGUGCAUUGGAAGAAUUGAAGAAGAAAAUAACAAUGAGAGCUGAUGAAUUGAGUAUGAUAAAUGGUUCUUCAGUUUUGCCAAGUAAUUCAACUAUGAAUAGUAAUAUUGCUAGAUUUGGGGCUGAAGAUCAAUUCUCGAAUCAGGCUGCUAUCGACUAUUGUUCUUCAAUUGUUCCUUACCAAUUCAAUCACCCGGGAGAUGGCCAAUUCUGA
Nicotiana tabacum (common tobacco) is the source of this 657-nucleotide messenger RNA. Its product is annotated as agamous-like MADS-box protein AGL62. The record is from RefSeq and is a predicted model, not a curated record. Gene Ontology annotation, molecular function: RNA polymerase II cis-regulatory region sequence-specific DNA binding; DNA-binding transcription factor activity, RNA polymerase II-specific; protein dimerization activity. Lineage: Eukaryota; Viridiplantae; Streptophyta; Magnoliopsida; Solanales; Solanaceae. Gene Ontology annotation, biological process: regulation of transcription by RNA polymerase II.